CCAAGUCGGACAAAAGACUCCACGCACACGACAAGAGUACCCAAGUUCUCUGUAUCAGAGAUUUGAAAAUCUUGAGAGGAAGAACAAGAAUACCAAGGUUAAUCAACUAUUACCGGCAUUCCUUACCAACUCACGAGAAGCCCGUAUCGAAAACUAAAGAUUAGCAAGAUGGCAAAAGAGCCUCUUACAUCGUAUGUCGCUCCUCCGUCUACUGGACAUGAGAUUGGGGUGAUUUUUGGGUUCAUUGGCUUUAUGGUCCUCUGCAUGAUAACCUAUGGUUUCGUAUGGCAAAUCGGAAACAAGCGUAGUCAAAAGAAAGAAGCGGAUCGAAUUGCAAAAUUGAGAGCCAGUGGCCUCAUGCGAGGGGAAAAGGAACCUAAUACGGAGCCUAUGAAUGGGACCUAAGUAUAGCGGGUGUGAUGUUGUGCUGGGGAUUGAUCAGGGAGUGGGAAGGGGGUUGCAAGUGGAGCUUGGUGGCUCGAUAUUGGAUACCCAGGGUACUUUCGUUCUUGGAUCUGGA
This is a messenger RNA of Lindgomyces ingoldianus, 520 nucleotides long. RefSeq lists its product as uncharacterized. Lineage: Eukaryota; Fungi; Ascomycota; Dothideomycetes; Pleosporales; Lindgomycetaceae. The record is from RefSeq and is a predicted model, not a curated record. The transcript has 2 exons. Bases 169 to 405 code for a protein of 78 amino acids.